UGCAGUGAUAACCUGAGUGAUUUUACAUUUUUCUUCUUUUCAUCCUUUUUUUUUUUCUUCCCCCCUUCGCUUCACGCACAAGGAAGGCUCAUGUCUUUUUUAUAGACACGAUGAGCACCGUGCAUAUAAGGACUUUUCUUUUUCUGGUAGUCUCCGUGGCUCAAGUCUUGAUUGUUACAAGUCAAGAUGCGACCAGUGGAGACGACGCGAGCUGCACGGCGGACGGCCAGGUGUACACCAACAGGGACAUCUGGAAGCCCGAGCCGUGCCGGAUCUGCGUGUGUGACAACGGUCAGGUCCUCUGCGACGAGAUCCAGUGCGAUGAGCUGACCAACUGCGAGAAGAUGGUCAUCCCCGACGGCGAGUGCUGCCCGGUCUGCCAGUCUGACCCGGGGACCGGAGGAGGCGGGCAGGACAACUUUGGUGGUGGAGACAGGGUCUACAAGGGUCCGAAGGGAGAACCCGGAGAGGUCCCUCUUGUCACUGGCAUCAGAGGCCGCCCUGGACCCAUGGGGCCUCCAGGACAUCCAGGAGACAGAGGAUCCCGUGGAAACAAAGGAAGGCCUGGACUGCGAGGCACUCCGGGUUAUGAUGGAGAGCCUGGUAUACCAGGUCAGCCUGGUGAACCUGGACCUCCCGGACCUCAAACGCACCCAGGAGGCCUGGGGUCCCAGAUGGCCGGAGUGAUGGCAGGGAAAAACGGACCUCAAGCCAUGUUGAGUGGCUCAAGGGGAGAGGCUGGAGCAAGAGGACCUAUUGGGCCAAGUGGAUCACCUGGUCAAGCUGGACCCCAAGGACCUCAUGGAGAUGUCGGCGAUCCCGGGCACAUGGGUCCAAGUGGGCAAAGGGGACCGGAUGGCCCUCCAGGGAAACCAGGUGAAGAUGGAGAAGCAGGCAAGUCAGGAAAUAGUGGAGAAGCGGGAUUCCCUGGAUCACAGGGAGGCAGAGGAUUUCCAGGAACACCUGGGCCUCCUGGACUAAAGGGUCACAAAGGCCAUGGUGGAAUAAUUGGACAAAAAGGUGAAACUGGAGUGGUUGGAUCCAAGGGUGCUACAGGACCCUCUGGUCCAUUGGGAGCGCCUGGACCCAUGGGUCCUGCUGGGAUGCCGGGGGAGAGAGGACGCUCUGGACCUGGCGGUAUAGCAGGUAAACGUGGUACGCCUGGUAACCUCGGAAAGCCUGGUCCAAUGGGUCCAUUGGGUCUCAGUGGCCCUACUGGAUAUCCAGGAAACCCAGGAAUGAAGGGACAACCUGGCCCGACUGGAGUCCGAGGUCCAGAGGGCCAACAGGGACAGAGAGGAGAGACCGGCCAUCUGGGCCGAGCUGGACCGGUUGGCCUCAUGGGACCCAUGGGUACGGAUGGUGGCCCGGGUAGCAAAGGACCAGUGGGUAAUCUUGGUGUUCAAGGUCAAGGCGGCCAUGCUGGACCCCUUGGCCCACCAGGACCUCAGGGAAGCACUGGUCAACCUGGUAUCAAAGGACAACUGGGAGACAUUGGUGUCGGAGGAUUUAAAGGAGAGUCUGGACCCAAAGGAGAAUCUGGUCCAUCAGGCUCCCAGGGAGUGCUCGGACCUCAGGGUGAAGAAGGAAAGCGAGGACAACGUGGAGACUCCGGCACUCUCGGCCCUCUCGGCCCCGUUGGAGAGAGAGGAGCUCCUGGUAACAGGGGAUUCCCCGGUGCUGAUGGGUUGCCAGGACCAAAGGGUGCUCUAGGAGACCGUGGAACAUCUGGCCCACCGGGGCCCAAAGCUUCUGUAGGAGACCCAGGGCGUACAGGAGAACCUGGUCUUCCAGGUGCAAGGGGUCUCACUGGUACCCCUGGAGUCCAGGGAGCAGAGGGAAAGCCAGGACCAUUGGGAGCUGCAGGUGAAGAUGGUCGUCCAGGCCCCGCAGGGUCCAUUGGAAACAGGGGCCCAGCAGGAACCAUGGGAGGACCAGGCCCCAAGGGCUUCAAUGGUGACCCAGGAAAGACAGGUGAACAAGGAUCUGCAGGAGUGUUAGGUCAAAGAGGUCCUCCUGGAAAAGAUGGAGAAGUUGGCCCUGCUGGCCCCUCUGGCCCAUCUGGUGUCGCAGGAGAAAGAGGAGAGCAGGGACCUCCUGGUGUAAAUGGAUUCCAGGGUUUGCCUGGAAAUCAAGGCCCCCCUGGAGAAUCUGGAAAACCAGGUGACCAAGGUAUUCCCGGAGAGCUUGGUGUUGUGGGUCAAAUUGGACCGAGGGGAGAACGUGGUAUUCCUGGGGAGAGAGGAGAGCUGGGUACAACUGGUCUGCAGGGACCUAAGGGUAUCCCUGGUGCACCUGGUCCAGAUGGACCAAAGGGUAGUCCUGGUCCCACUGGGGCACUUGGUGACGCGGGUCCUCCAGGACUUCAGGGAAUGCCCGGAGAGAGGGGCAUCUCUGGCUCUCCAGGGCCUAAAGGUGACAGAGGAGCACUUGGUGAGAAAGGAUCAGAAGGUACAGCUGGAAAUGACGGUGCAAGAGGAGUCCCAGGUCCUGUUGGCCCGCUAGGACCUGCUGGAAUCAGUGGUGAGAAGGGAGAACCUGGACCCAAAGGACCACAUGGACCCCCAGGAUCCAGAGGAAUGCCAGGAUCAAGAGGUGACCCUGGCCCCAUUGGUGCUGUUGGAUUUGCUGGAACUCCUGGUCCUGAUGGCCAACCUGGAGUGAAGGGAGAGCCUGGAGAACCAGGCCAAAAAGGAGAUGCUGGAUCAUCAGGACCUCAAGGCUUGUCUGGUGCUCACGGACCUCCUGGGCCAACUGGUGUUGCUGGACUGAAAGGCGGAAGAGGAACACAGGGUGCACCAGGCCCCACUGGUUUUCCUGGAUCUGCAGGACGAGUCGGCCCACCAGGCCCAACUGGUCCACUUGGAGAACCCGGACCCCUUGGACCUCCAGGAAAAGAGGGUCCUCUUGGUCUGCGUGGAGACCACGGAUCCCCCGGAAGACAAGGAGAGCGAGGACCAGCAGGGCCAUCCGGCAGCCUAGGAGACAAAGGGGACUCUGGUGAAGAUGGACCCACGGGUCCCGAUGGUCCUCCAGGCCCAGAUGGAACUACAGGACAGAGAGGCAUUGUGGGUCUUCCUGGUCAGAGAGGAGAGCGCGGGAUGCUAGGCCUUCCAGGACCUGGGGGUCCCCCAGGAAAACAGGGAUCCACAGGAACAUCUGGAGAUAAAGGCCCUCCAGGUCGAGUUGGUGCCCCAGGUGCGAACGGACCUCGGGGUGAUCCUGGUCCUGAUGGUCCUGCAGGAUCUGAUGGCCCACCAGGCAAAGAUGGUGUUCUAGGACAAAGAGGAGACCGAGGAGAUUCUGGUCCAGAAGGUUUGAUUGGUUCCCAGGGACUUCCGGGCACCCCAGGCCCUGUCGGUGCAACGGGUGAUGCUGGAAGGAGAGGAAAUGCCGGCUCAAGAGGACCCGUUGGUCCACCUGGCUCGGCUGGAAAGAGAGGAUUAGGGGGACCCCAAGGACCAAGAGGGGAUAAGGGUGACCUGGGAGAUCAUGGAGAGAGAGGGCAGAAGGGACAUCGAGGCUUCACUGGUUUGCAGGGUCUUCCAGGACCUCCAGGUACAACAGGUGAGCAGGGAGCUCCAGGAAUCAUUGGACCAAGCGGAGCGAGGGGGCCUCCUGGACCUAUUGGGCCUCCUGGAAAGGAAGGGUACAUUGGACAGUCAGGACCGAUGGGACCUCCUGGAACCCGUGGAAUCAGUGGAGAAAUUGGACCAGAGGGCCCUCCUGGAGAGAGUGGACCCGCAGGCCCACCUGGUCCCCCAGGACCUCCCAUGGCCGCUAUGGAUGACCUCUUCGGCCAUCAGGAUUACGACUUCGGCGCCCCUCCUCCUCCUGAGUUCAACGAGGACGAGGCCAUGCCCAACAGCAACUCCUCCACCAUAGUGCCCGUGGACCCCGGUGUUCAGGCCACCCUGAAGGCCCUCAGCAGCCAGAUCAACAGCAUGAAGAGCCCCGACGGCAGCAGGAAACACCCAGCCAGGACCUGUGACGACCUGAAGAGAUGCUACCCCAUGAAGAAGAGUGGGGAGUACUGGGUGGAUCCAAACCAAGGCAGCGUGGAGGACGCCAUCAAAGUGCACUGCAACAUGGACACCGGAGAGACCUGCAUCUCCGCCAACCCUUCGAGCAUACCUCGCAAAGUGUGGUGGAGCUCUUCCAGGAACAAACCUGUUUGGUUCGGAGCCGACAUCAACCGCGGAACACAUUUCACUUAUGGCAACAAGGAACAGUCGGCCAACUCUGUCACAGUUCAGAUGACUUUCAUCCGCCUGCUCUCCAAAGAGGCAUCUCAGUCCAUCACCUACAACUGCAAGAACUCUGUGGGCUACAAGGACGAGAAGAUGGGCAACUUUAAGAAAGCCGUAAUCCUCAAGGGCUCCAACGACCUGGAGCUCAAAGCAGAGGGAAACAACCGCUUCAGAUACACAGUGGUGGAGGACUCCUGCACACAAGCAAAUGGCAACUGGGGCAAGACAGUGUUUGAGUACAGGACACAGAAAACUGCAAGACUUCCUAUUGUGGAUAUGGCCCCAGUGGACAUUGGCGGCCCGGACCAAGAGUUCGGCAUCGAUAUCGGGCCCGUGUGCUUCUUGUAAUAUCGUCAGCAGGGGAUGCGUCGAGGUGAAUCCUGAGACUAUUGAACUGACAGCUGACACGAUCAGCCACGUUGUACAUACGAGUACCGAGGACUAUUCUGGCCCUGUGGCAAGAUAUUUAUUGUGCCUUUCAACCCAGUUCAAGACAUCGAAGAUUUGUAAGUUACAAUGAAUGUUUGGAAUUUACUUAAAAAAAAAUUGUACAAAAUCUGAAUCGUUCCUCUUGUCUUCUUGUGCAUGUUUUGACUUCCAAGCGUUAUGAAUUUUCGAGGCUCACUGUGGUAUAGUUUGGUCCAAAGAUAUCACCCUUUUAAUUUUAUUGCACAAAACAUUAUUGCCAAAGAUUUAAAGCUCUAAAAUUGUAAUUUGAACUACUGUCUAUAAGCCCAGAGGAAGCUACAUCAAAUGUCCCUCGACUAGUAUGUUUUACAGAUUUUGUCUACUCGUUUUUUUUGUUUGAAAUGUUUUGCAUAUACAACGACAUUGUGGUGCUAUUGAGGAAACAAAUGCAGCCGACGAUGCAUUCACUCGCAGGAAUGUUUUAAAGACAAGUGUUGAUGAACCGCUGUCUGUAUCCAGUUCUUCCAAAGUCUGUACCGACCACGUAGAACAUUAAAGACUCUUUAAGACGGUUGAUUCCUCAGUGUUAGCUACCUCGUCACCGAAACUGAGAAACCACUACAUGUAAAUCUUCUUUCACAGGUGCUGAUUUUUGUAAGUAGUGUGAUUCCUUGUGCACUUCACCCGGGCUGCACGGUACAGGGCAGGGUGUGGGGAUACCAAUAAAGAUCUUUCCGUCUACGAUGGCUAGGCCAAUGAGGUGUCGCGUGAGUGGUGUGUGGUGAUUUGUAAAAAAAAAAAAUUAUAUUUACCCCUUCGAUUUCAAUAUCGUACAGUAAAAGGUAGCAGAUAAUAUUAUAUUCGUUAUGCAUGCCAGUUCCCCCUUUUUCAGUAUCCUGGACUUGUAUGCUCUUGAAAUCCUUUUUAUAACCAGUUUUAUAGGAUAAGGUGGCUGUGAGUGCCUGUUUGCUUUGUAUUUCCUGCUAUGCAUCAAAUUAAACAAACUGCUUGUUCAUCCCC
Molecule: messenger RNA, 5678 nt
Organism: Cyclopterus lumpus (lumpfish)
Lineage: Eukaryota; Metazoa; Chordata; Actinopteri; Perciformes; Cyclopteridae
Gene: col5a2a
Product: collagen, type V, alpha 2a
Exons: 54
Coding region: 111-4598 (1495 amino acids)
Cellular component (GO): collagen type V trimer
Molecular function (GO): extracellular matrix structural constituent; protein binding
Source: RefSeq, a predicted model, not a curated record